AUGAUGGGCAUGCCGCGAAUGCCGAUGCACGGCGCCCCCGGGAUGCCGAACCUGUUGCACAUGACGUUCGAGAAUCCACACUGGCCGCCCAACCACAUCAACCCCGACAAUUAUCUCGAUUAUUUCUGCAUCCAAGAGAACCCAUUCUACGAGAAGGAGAGCAACAACCAACAAGCACGCAUGCAGAGUGCCGCGAUGCGCGUCGAAGAAGUCUUACCGAAUAUGACGGGUAUCCAGUACGUCAAGUGGAAAGCCGCGCCGCCCCUCUACAUUGUCUGCAAACAGCAUCGCUACAGCCCCACACAAGUGACGCCAGUGGCCUACUACUACAUUGUGAAUGGGGUCAUCUACCAGGCGCCCGACCUCUACUCGUACACACAAUCACGACUCCUCAGUGCCGCCGACAGUCUUCGCAAGGGAUUCGAUGAGGCCAUGAAAUACGCCAGGUACAACGUUGCCAAGGGCUACUACUGGGAUUUCAAGGGAGCCUCGGCGAGUCAGGGCAAAGAUGAUGAAGCACAAGAAGAAAAGGAGAAGCCCCAGCAGGCACGCUCCACCAAUUUCCAGAAUCAUCGCACGGACGCGCUGCUCAAGCUGCUCUUCGACCAGUUUCCGCCCGCAUCCGGUCUCGAAAUAGGGCCCCGGCCGGAAGAGCAGAGAGAUGUCGACAGGAUGGAGGUGGAUGGAAACGUGGAGAAGAAUGGCCCCUCGUCCUCCUCCUCCUCUUCAGCCCCACCCACCCAAAUGCAACCCCCGCCGGCCCGU
This is a messenger RNA of Mesorhabditis spiculigera, 765 nucleotides long. The record is from the annotation of a GenBank genome assembly. NCBI's taxonomy places the organism in Eukaryota, Metazoa, Nematoda, Chromadorea, Rhabditida, Rhabditidae.